This is a messenger RNA of Symbiodinium natans, 2013 nucleotides long. The record is from the annotation of a GenBank genome assembly. NCBI's taxonomy places the organism in Eukaryota, Dinophyceae, Suessiales, Symbiodiniaceae.
AUGGUGAAGGCCAUUGUCUCUGCUCAGACAACUCUUCGGCAAAGGAACGAGAAGAACUCUUGGGUGGUGGCAGGACUCCGCCGCAACGGCAUCCUCGCCUACAAGGCUUCUCUCUCCGAGCAGAAACUCGUUCCCCUCUCCUCUGAGGAAGUCGGAGGCUCUGAGCGGAUCGAUGUCUCUUGGCUGAGAGAUCGCUUUCUCUGGGUGGACAAGAAUCUUGUUCCUCUGAAGCCAGACUUCAGCCUCAUCACGGCCUCUAAAGAGCUGGCUGACCUCUACGAGUGGGACUUUCACAAUCCCGCCUCUGCGCCAGAGGAGGACAAAGCUCUGAUGGACAUCUCGGAACUGCCCUCUGAGCUGCAGCUGCCAUGCAUUGAAAGUGGGCUCUUGCGCCUUCCUCUUGAACUGCAGCUUGCAGCUCAACGCCGCUCUAUCUCGACACCUGUCUCUGUGAAGGACAAGAAAGCCUCUAGGAGGUACGCGAAGAUGGUGAAGUCUCUGGCAAAGAAACGAGUCUCUGCCAAGCUUCGCAAGGCUUUGAGAGACAAGCUGAAGACGCAGUCUCUCGGCCAGACUCUAGGCAAGCUCGUGCCUCGUGCGGGCGAGGCCUCUGAAGCCAUCUCUCAGAAGAAAAAGAAGCUCCAGAAGCUCAAGGUCAAGAAGACCGCUGACGGCAAGGCUCUCAUGAAGGCUCUCACGAUGAAUGCUGCCGAGGCUCUGGCGCUCCAAAACUCCGACGUCGAAGCUGAAGAGGCCACUCUGGCAGAAGUCACGAAAGGACCUCUGGCGGGCCGGGUCUGUCGGGUCUUGCAGCUCGGCGUCCACUGUGGCAAGGAGGUGACCUGCUCUCACCACAACCUCAGCAAAGGCACGGUGACUCUCCCGUGUCUGGGCGACAGCGUGGCGACUUUGACAUUGCCUGACUCUCUGGUUGUGGAGAAGGAGGCCUCUUGGCUGAAGCCUCUGUCCUGGAAGCACAUGCGGCUCUCUCGUGAACUCAAGCAGAGGGUCCUCCACUCUUGCGGAGGCUCCCAGCUCUUUCUCGACAAGAGUGUCUACGUGCCGGAGCCGAUUGAGCUCUUGAAGACUCCGCCUCAGAUGCUGCUGGACCAACACAUCCUCUAUGGUUUCGAGCUCCUCCGAUGGCAUUUCAGCCAGGGCUCUGAGAAUUUCUUCUUUGAGCAAGGCAUUCGCAUCGUGGACCCCAAGCUUUCUCUCCAGUACAUCACGAAGGAGUGCUUUGAUGUCUCUAUCGUGGAAAACGCCUUGAAACGCGAGGGUGAGCUCUUCAAGACGCUCUUCGUGCCUGUCUGGGGCCAGGGUGAUGGCCCAAAGCAUUGGACUCUGCUGCACUUGGACCAGGAGUCUGAUGAGGUUCGUAUCAAGUACUACGACUCUCUGAACGAUGAGGAGCCGCACCCUUGCUGCGCUGCGAAUGCCCAGGUUCUGUUGGACUUCCUCUUCCCCGGCAAGACUUUGCCCCAACGUGAAGACUCUCAGAGGCAGAAAUCUGACGAGUGUGGCUUCUAUGUCCUGGCCCACAUCUUCGAGGUGGUAGCUCUCAAGCGAGGGGAAGGCCCCGCGAGCAGGGGCUGGAGCUCUGUGAUCGUCAUGGAUCUCAUGAACUUCCUCAGAACAUGGCUCGGGCAGCUCUCUGGCGAACAAGACAAGCUCCAGAACGAGCAGGCCUCUCGCUUGAAGUCUCUGGAGAAGAGCCGACUCAAGAACCUCAAGGUCUCUCAAGAGCUUGCCAAGAAGGCCUCUGUCGCAGCAGAAGCAGCCUCUCAGGCAGCGAAACUCGCUGCCAAGGUUUUGUCUCUAGGCAAGGAACCUGAGCUCUCUGAUCUUCCUAAGGAACAUCAGGACAAGAUUUCUCAAAUUAGACUCUUUGGCUGCUCCGUCUGCAGUCGUUGCAGAUGGGUCUCUGGCUGCCUCUUUUGCGACGGCCCCAAGGCCGAGCGUUAUUACCUCAACCAGUUAAGGCACUCUCUAGGACUGCCUCUGCUGAAGUGA